This is a messenger RNA of Protobothrops mucrosquamatus (brown spotted pit viper), 2427 nucleotides long. Its product is annotated as kinesin-like protein KIF19. NCBI's taxonomy places the organism in Eukaryota, Metazoa, Chordata, Lepidosauria, Squamata, Viperidae. Gene Ontology annotation, molecular function: ATP binding; microtubule motor activity; microtubule binding. Gene Ontology annotation, biological process: microtubule-based movement. The transcript has 18 exons. The record is from RefSeq and is a predicted model, not a curated record. Bases 1 to 2427 code for a protein of 808 amino acids.
AUGAAGGACCUGAGAACAGAAGAACACCAGGUGGUGGGAUUCCAAAGUUCUGGAAAUCCCAAUUCUUGGUCUCGCUUGCAGGUGGCUCUCCGUAUUCGCCCCAUCAAUGCAGCUGAGUUGGAGGAAGGCGCGACGGUCAUUGGCCACAGAACGGGGGAGCAGAUCAUGGUCCUGAUGGAUCCAUCAGAAGAUCCAGAAGAUAUCCUGCGUGCCAAUCGAUCGAGGGAGAAAACAUUCAUUUUUGACGUGGUUUUUGGUCCUCAAGCAACACAGGAGGAGGUGUAUUUGUCCACUACUAAAAGCCUCAUAGAAGGGGUCAUCUCGGGAUACAAUGCUACCAUUUUUGCCUAUGGACCCACAGGGGCUGGGAAAACCUACACUAUGCUGGGGACGGAUUCAGAACCUGGAAUAUACAUCUGUACCCUCCACGAUCUCUUUCAAGCCAUUGAGGCCACAGGAGACGAGCGGAAUUACUUGGUCUACAUGUCGUACCUGGAGGUUUAUAAUGAAAUUAUCCGUGAUCUCCUGAAUCCGUCCACAGGCUAUCUUGAGCUGAGAGAAGAUUCCAAAGGGUGCAUACAGAUUGCAGGCAUAACAGAAGUCUCAACGACAAAUGCCCAGGAAAUUAUGGAGUUGCUGACCAAAGGGAACAAGGAACGUACUCAGGAGCCCACGGCUGCUAAUAAGACCUCCUCACGGUCACAUGCUGUCCUGCAAGUGUCCGUGAAGCAGACCACUCGAGUGAAAGGCAUCGGUGAGGAAGUGCGUGUCGGAAAGCUCUUCAUGGUUGACCUGGCUGGAUCAGAAAGGGCUGCUCAGACCCAAAACCAGGGCAAAAGGAUGAAGGAGGGGGCCCAUAUCAACCGGUCCCUCCUUGCUCUGGGGAACUGCAUCAAUGCGCUGAGCGAAAAGGGGGGAGGCAGAACUCAAUACAUCAAUUUCCGAGACAGCAAACUGACCCGUUUGUUGAAGGAUUCCCUAAGAGGCAACAGCAGGACGGUUAUGAUCGUCCACAUCAGUCCCGCCAGCACCUGCUUUGAAGAAUCUCGGACGACGUUGAUGUACGCUUAUCGAGCCAAGAACAUCAAAACGAGGGUAAAGCGUAAUCUUCUCAACGUCUCUUACCAUAUUGCUCAGUAUACCAGCAUCAUUUCUGAUCUCCGGCGUGAGAUUGAAUGCUUGAAGGCUAAGGUUGAAAACCAGGAGAAGGAGAAAUAUCUCUUGAAAAGAUCUCCUUUCAUGUCAUCCUCAGGGGAGACUUCUCUGGACUUCGAGGAGGAUGGCCAUCAACAGUUGCAGAAGUUACAAAAACAGCUGGUGGGGGCCUUCAAGGAACAGAUGGACAUGCGGCGCAGCUUAAUGGAGCUGGAGAAUACCAACAUGGAACUCCACGUAGAUACCUCCAGGCACCUUCUCAUGAUUGCAGAUGCCAAAAUACAUCAUCCAAGUGAAAAGGAAGAUGAAGUGGCUGAUCAGGAAGAUUGCCUGGAACCUGUGGAGAUCACAAUUGCCAGGGAAGAGAUAAGCACACUGGUGGCAGAGCAGCGGAAAACGGCUGCCUUAAAGGCUGACCUGGAGCAGAGGUUGGCAAAUGCCAAGAAGAAAGUCUCCCAGAUGGAGAGGAUGCUCCCCAAACAAACCACCAGCAAGGACCAACGGGAAGUUCUGAGCCUCUUGUGCAAGACCCACGAGCUGGAAGUGGGGAAGACGGAGCUUCAAGCCAAUGCUUUGUACAAGGACAAUCUCCUCUGCCAGAAGGACUUCAUCAUCCAGCACCAUCAGCAAUACCGGCAUCUCUGUGAAGAGCUUAUUCAACAGCAAUGGUCCCUAAUCAAAGACCACAAUAUUCCAGUCCUGGGACCGCUGGAAAAACUGUACCACCUAUAUUGUCACGAGUUAGAGGAAGGGACUCUGGAUCGCCUGAUGGUGCUUCACUCGCUGAUGUCCAGCACGUGGCAGUUCCAUUCUGGACAGAUUCAGAGACAAGAUCGCCACCGAGAGGAGAAUCCAGAAGGAUCCAUCGAUCACAAGAAAGCUUUCCUUCCAGGGCCCAAAUUUGAACUUCCCCCCAUUAUUGUGGAUUCAGACAGUGACAGUUACCGGUCUUCCUCUAAAAACACCCCGGCAAAAAGGAAGGCGACUCGUGACUGGAACCACACUCCUACUGUAUUUCUGUUAACGCCGGUCCACCAGAUUUUGCAGAUGAAACACUGGUCCUCCUCCAGUCAGGACAGCAAUGGCCCAGGAAGCCAGAGGCCACCAGCCAAAUCCCCAAAUGGUUCUACAGGAAAUCUUUCCCACAUCUUUCCAGCUCCCACAAAACUCAAGUUUCCCGUUGGACAUCAAACAGGGCCCGUUGAGACCGUUGGUGGAUAUCGGAAGCAGCAGCCCGUUACUCACUCGAAGAAGCCAGGAAAGCCGAAAUAA